This is a messenger RNA of Penicillium digitatum Pd1, 597 nucleotides long. RefSeq names its product gamma-glutamylcyclotransferase family protein. The record is from RefSeq and is a predicted model, not a curated record. Lineage: Eukaryota; Fungi; Ascomycota; Eurotiomycetes; Eurotiales; Aspergillaceae.
AUGGGCGACCACGUACUCUUCUUCUACGGAACCCUCAUGGCGCCUCAAAUCCUGCACAAAGUAAUCCACGGCCAGGAGAACCCAGAACCCUGGCAAAAAGCCAUGCUCCGCUUCCAACCCGCCAUUCUACAUGGCUAUCGCCGACAUCGCGUGCAGAAUGCCGAUUACCCAGGUAUUGUGGCAGUUCCAGAUCUAGCCCCCGAAACGGAAAAGCCAGCUGCGCCGAACAUCAGCGCUGGGACAUCAGUCGUGGGAACUCUCGUGUCGGGACUGACUGACGGCGAUGUUCACCGGCUGGAUAGGUUUGAGGGCUCUGAGUAUGAGAAGAGACCGGUUAUUGUGCGCACCCUGCGGGAAGUUCGUGGUGGUGAUAGCAGUCAUGUUGGCGAGGGAGCUACUGCUAAAAACCAGCUGCGCGAAAUGCCGAAUGCGACGGGUGCUGAGAGUGCUGAUGAGGGGGAGGGGGUUUCGGCUGUGGCUUAUGUAUAUACAGCUGGGAAGGAUAUGCUUGAGGAUACGGAGUGGGAUUUUGAGUCGUUCAAGAGGGAUAAGAUGGCGUGGUGGGUUGGGAUUGGGGCGGAUGAGAGUAAGUGGUAG